Molecule: messenger RNA, 1377 nt
Organism: Lachancea nothofagi CBS 11611
Lineage: Eukaryota; Fungi; Ascomycota; Saccharomycetes; Saccharomycetales; Saccharomycetaceae
Source: the annotation of a GenBank genome assembly
AUGUCAAACCAGCUUUCUGCAUUAGAAAUCCUGUUCCCUAAUGUGAACGAAACAAUUUUACAGACAACUUUGAACAGCGCCAACGGAGACGUUGAGAUGGCUAGCAACAUGAUUUUAAGUGAACAGGAAGCUAUAAGUCAAAUGAGAGAAAAAGGUCAAGAGUUGUCUGAGAGCGACUUUGAAAGCAGCCCUACUUUACCCAGCUGUCCCAGCAGUGAAGGUGGGAACGGUCGAGGUAGACCAGAGAGUCAAAAAGGUGCCGUUAAUUUAAAAAAGCGGUUAUACAGGCCUGUGCAUUCCUUUCAGAAGCUAGAAAACACAGGCUCUACUUCCGCGCCUCUAUCCCAGAAGAAAGUCUGGGCCACCUCCGGCGACCACGUCCGUGAGAUUGUGAGCUAUACGGAUGUAUCAUCUGCCACCGCACACGCAGCCUUUUACAAGAGAUCUUUGGAUCCUGCGCGGGCGGUCGUAGAUAUUAUAUACCACUACGAAGAAUAUCUUUCUGAGCUUGAAAAAUCACGGUCUGAAACUACUUCAGCUGCGAGUCAACAUGGUGUAGAAAAUCCGAUGACGAAAGUGGGUGGCCGCGUACAGUCUUCACAGGGCUUGGCGCAUAGCAAACAAACAAAUUUUGACGCCAAGGAGAGCACACAAACUGAAGGUAAGCAAAAUACGAGCGUACCCGCCCCUCAAACUAGCGACACCGACUACCAGAAUUUAGAGGACGAGCUCAAUGAACUUAAGACCAUAGUUACAAGUAAUCCGUUGUUGAAAGCCGUGAGCCCGUACUUUCUCAAAACGGCACUAAGGUUCUACCGUGGAGAUGUGCUGAGGACCACAGUGGUGGCUGCCUACAUCAUCGAAAACAAUUGUGCGCAAUACACGUUUAUCGAUGCCUCUGCAAAUACUAUUCCCAAUGAAAAUCACGAAAGCAAACUCAAAUCCAAAAGCCCGGUAAUACCUUCCGACGUAGGCCUCCAUAAUCAUCUUCUAGCGCCAAACUCUUUCGCCAGCGACGCAAAUUAUGAAAAGGCACUCCGCAUUUGCGAAACCAUGUUUGAGACUUACACCGCAGAUCUGCAUGGAUUUUUGCCACAUGAAGCCGUCCUAAUAGCACAGACGUGCUUGAAGAGAUGGUGGGACGAGGAGUCUAAUCUUCGCGAGCUUAAUGCCCACCGAAUUAACCUCAUCAAGGCUCAAAACGUUGCGUCUUUUAAAAUCAUAACUGGACGGGGGCUGCACAGUCUUGGAGGUAUCUCGAAAGUGAGAAUAAAGAUAAAGAGAUUUCUAGAAGAGAGCAGCUACGCUUACAUUGAAGAAGCUUCUUUCUUUAUCAUCGAAGGAAAGCGUACAGUCGUAUUACCUAAAAAGCGUUAA